GCUGCGUGCGCAAUCUUCUUUCGUUUUUUUUUGUAAUUUGUUACCGGCAAUUUUUUUUUUUUGCUCUAUACAAUAGUAUUCAGAUCUUGCAUGUGCACGUGUUUUUUAUUCAACUAAUGUUAAAAUACUUUUGUGAUUUUUAAAAUCAGUUAAUAAUUUCAUGAAUGCAUGUAUAAAUAGCAUUUGUUAAAAAUGCGACGAUCAAUGAAAUUGGAUGAAGAUGGAAAGGAUGCAAAAGCCCCAAUUACAGGUCGGCGAACUCGAUCACUUUAUUCAGUCGCAGAAUUGCCCUUACGACGUAGUUCUCGUAUUAGCAAACAAAAUGAUACCUCUGAAGUUAUUGAAAUUCCCCGAACUACCAGAAGCCGAAGUCGGUCUUCAACAGUAGAACCUGAAACGGAAACUGUUAAAAAUACAAGACGGGAUGUUCGAUGUGGAUCGGAAACGAAAACGAUAACACCAGGUAGAGUUACUCGCAGAACGAGAGCAAGUUCUGUGACAAUGUCUGAUGAUGAUUUGAAAUCUUCUCUAUCCAAUCUAUCCACUCGGACACAUUUCGGAACUCCCACAAGGUCUCGCAAACGGUUAUCGAUGGCACCUUCUCAACCUUCUCUUGCUGAGGAAACUCAAGAUUUGAAGGAAGAAACCUGUCAGAGUACCGAAGUUCCAGUUAUAGUAAUAGAAGAUGAGAUUUCUGUUGAAUCAGAUUCCGCAACAAUUGGCGAUAUCGAAGAAGUUGAUUCCAUAAACAAGGACAAGAUGAGUCCUUCAAAAUCAAAUCCCAAUGACACUAAAGCAUCUGAGGAUGAUCAAUCAAAUGGCUGUGAUGAAAGUAAAUUAAUCGACUCAUCAAAUUCAUGUAAUAAAUCAAUUGAUAAACUCACGGAAAAUACAACAAAAGAUUUAUUGAAGGAAAAACCACUUGACGAAGUGAAAAAAAAUUUAACUUCAAUACACGAGAUUGACAGUGAUUCUGACGUUGAUGUUUGUGGAUUGACAAAUAAACCCGAUGACAUUUCUAAAGUGGCUAAAAACGAGGAUAGCGACGAAGAAAUUGAUGUUUGUGAUAUGAAAACGACUGAAAAGGAGAAGGAGAAUAUUGAGAAUCAAGAAGUUGUUGUUGUUUUAGAAGAUGUUUUAGAAAAAGUCAAAAUAAACGCCUCGUAUGUGAAAAUGAAGCAAUUAUUUUUCUCAAAACGAACGGAGAAAAUUCACGAGAGACGAAGUAUCACUGAGGGAGUGAAUGCAAAUGUUUCACUUCCAAAGAAGAGAAACAGUUUAUCGGCAGAAUUAGUUCGUAAAAUUGCUGGACACAUAACUGACAAUGUUGAGGAAGAAAUCGAUAAUUUAGAAAAUGAAUCAGAAAAAACAGAAACUGAAACAAAAAUAGAAGAAGAUGUAAUACAAGAAAAAAUAUUAGAAAAGGAAAAUGAGGAGGAAAAUUCUCAAAAAACAAUAGAAACAAUAGUUCUUGCUUCAGAAUCCGAAGAUACAGUCUCAAAUGCUCAAGACACGGAAUGUUCUAUUAUUCCCGAAACUGAAUGUGAAUCGGAAACAGAAAAAUCCAAUGAUCUUCUCUCAAAUGCAGAUAGUCAGGCAAAUGAACAAGAAAUAUCACCAUCGACACAGGAAGAUUCUUUUCUCAAAGAAAUUGAUCAAUUUUUGGUUGAGCCUACAGAGAAAGUGGAUAAAGCUCAAACACUUAAAUCUCCCGUGAAAUUAUUUCAAGAAGUGAGUCCAAAGAAACAAUUUUCAUCUUACGAGAGUCCAAAAAAUGUUGCAAACACUCCAAGCAAAGAAAGUCCAAGAUUGAUGCGAAAAAUUUCGAAAUCACCGAAAAUUUCCAAUUCUCCUGGAAAUAUUUGUCAACAAGAGAAAAAUUCUUUAAUUGAUGAUGAUGCUGAAAAAUUGGAAAUUUCACCGAAAAAAAAUUCUUCAAUUAAAACGCCGAUUAAAAAUUUUGUUGAAAAAUCAAAUUCUCCAAUUAAAACGCCAAUUAAAAAUUCUGUUGAAAAAUCAAAUUCUCCAAUUAAAACGCCAAUUAAAAAUUCUGUUGAAAAAUUAAAUUCUCCAAUUAAAAAUUCCGUUGAAAAAUUAAAUUCUUCAAUUAAAACGCCAAUUAAAACGCCAAUUAAAAAUUCUGUUGAAAAAUCAAAUUCUCCAUCUAACGAUUCGUAUAAUUCAAAUAGUGUGAAAAAAUCUCCUAAAAAUUGCAAAAUUCUUGAUACACCUCACAGUGAAGAAGAAAGUAGUGUUAAUUUAAAUUUGACAUAUGAAAGUGAAUCGGACAGUGAAAAUUUAAAUGUUCCGGCAGCAGAAGAAAAUUCGGAAUUUUUGAAAAAAAUCGCUGAUAAAAUUGACGAUAAAGAAGAUUCGGCAAUUGAAACAGACAAUACAAAUUCGGAUAAUGAAUUAGAAACUAUUGACGAAAAUGUUAGCAUUAAAAAAAGUCCAGAAAAAUUAUCAAUUGAAGUGAAAAAUUCUCAUAAAAAUAAAAGUUUUGAUUUAAAUGACGAAGAAAAUACAAAAAAUGAAUCAUUGAAUGAGGAAAAAUUAAAAUUAAUUUCUCAGCAAGAGGAAAAGAUAGAAAAUAAAUCAAAUGAAUCGGAAAUUUCUGAAAGUUUUCAAAUAGAAGAAAUUUCUAAAUCAAAAUCCAAUGAUUUGGAAAAUUCGAAUUCAAAUUUAAAAGAGAAUAUUUCUACGAACAAUGUCGGGUCGAAUAACGAUUUUAAAAUAGAUUUAGAAAAAGUAAAUUUUGAAAGUCAAAUUUCUCCAUCAUUGGAAAAUAGAAGAUCUUCUAUUGUUGCAGGAUCGCCAGAAAAGCAGACAACGGAAGAUGACGACGCACUGUUUUAUUUCGAAGACGUCACUGCCGAGGAAUUUACCACUCAAUCUAAAGAUGAUUUUAUUCUCCUCGAUGAUGAUGAUGAUGAUGAGGAUGACGACGAUGAUAGUGAAACGAAAACGAAAAACAAAUCUAACAAUGACUCUCCUAUUACGAUUUUGCAGAAGGAUGAAAAUAAACACAAAAGAUUGUCAAUUGAAUUUAUUGAAGAAAUGGAAACUAAAAAUGUUUCAGACAAAUCGAUUGACGAAUCUCCAGAGGAAAAAUCCGAGAAAUCUUUCAAGGAAUUAGACAAAAAUUCUUCAGUGAAACUAAUUGAUGAAACAGCAUUAGAAAAAUCACCGGAAAAAAUAAUUAAAAAAUCACCAAAACAUCGUGAAACUCCGCAAAAAAUAAUGGAAAAAUCAUUAACGAAUCGCGAAACACCUCAAAAAAUAAUUGAAAAAUCACCAAUGAAUCGCGAAACACCGCAGAAAAUAAUUGAAAAAUCACCAAUGAAUCGUGAAACACCGCAGAAAAUAAUGGAAAAAUCGCCAACAAAACACCGCGAAACACCACAAAAAAUAAUGGAAAAAUCGCCAACAAAACACCGCGAAACACCACAAAAAAUAAUGGAAAAAUCACCAACAAAACACCGCGAAACACCACAAAAAAUAAUGGAAAAAUCACCAGAAAAAAUAGUGGAAAAAUCACCUGAGAAAAUUACUAGAAAAUCACCCAAAAAAAAUUUAGAAAUCAUUGCUGACAGCAAAAAACAAGAAAAAUUAUCACCGUUUAAGAAAAUUGAAGAAAUUAAUACCAAUGAAAAAGAGAAAAAAAUAAAUCGUCCAAUUGUGAGGAAAAUUGAAAUUUUUAAAGAGAAAAUUCCCUUAAAUCAAUUGUUUAAAGAAAAAAAGAUUUUACUACAUUCAAAUGAAAAAAUUUCGGAUAAAAUCAAUGUAAUUGAAAAAACAAAAAGUCCUCUAAAGACGAUUAAUAAAAUUUCAGUUCAAGAUUUUAUUCAUCAAUCGACAAAAUCAAAUUCACCAUUUUUCAAAAAACUCGACGAUAAUUUGAAAAAGGAAAGUAAACGAAAGAAAACACUUCCAGCAUUUAUAAUGAAUCAAACAAGCAGUGAUGAUGAUGAUGAUGAUGUUGACAAUGAGGAAAAAUUAACAAAAAAAUCUCAUUUCCCGAAAUUUUUAGAUAAAUUUGAAAAUGACAGUGUCGAUAACGAUUCAAGUUUUGUCAAAGAAAAGAAAAAGAAACGAAAAAUUGAUAAUAAUGAAGAUAAUUCUUUCGCUAAAGACAAGAGUCAAAAGAAGAAGAAAUUAAAGAACAAAGAAGAAGAAGAAGAAAUAAAAAUUGUGGACUCAGAAGUGAAUUUAAAGAAGGAAAAGAAGAAAAAGAAAUCAAAAUUAUUUAUCGAGGAACCAGGAGAAGAAAUAGAAACUGUAAUAAAGGAUAAAAAAUCAAAGAAAAAGAAGAAGAGAAAAGAGAGUGAAACAGAACAUGAAAUACUUGAAACAGAAGAGAAUUUUGAGAAAAUCACAACAGUACAAGAAACCGAAUUUUGUCCAACGGAAACUAAUUCCGAGAAACGAAAGAAGAAAAAGAAGAAAUCGAAGAAAGAUAAUGAAGUCGAGGAGAAAGAAAUUGAAAAUCCAGAGGAGUUGAAAAACGAAGAAACACUAGGAAAAUUAAAAAAGAAAAAGAAAACUUCGAAACUUGCAAAAGAAAAUCAAGAAGAAGAAGAAGUUUCCGAGAAACAAAAAGAAGAAACCCUACAUAGAAAAAAGAAAAAGAAAUCGAAAAUUGAUCAAGAAGUGACUGAAGAAAAUCAAGAGGAUAAAGAAGUUAAAAUUCUAAUGAAGACCAAGAAUGAAGAAAUUGAAGCUACAGAUUUUGAGAAACGAAAAAAGAAGAAGAGAAAAUCAAAAAUAAAUCAAGAAUUAACGGCAGAAAAUGACGAGACUAAAGAAGUUGAAAAUUUAAUGAAAAAAGAAACUUCUAAAAAGAAGAAAUUAAAAAUUGAAAAAGAAACAGAAGUAACGGAAGAAAAACAGAAAGACAAAGUAAAAAGUGAAAAAACAAUUGAUACAAGUUACAAUACAAAAAAGGCGAAAAUUGACAAUAAAAAGAAUCUUACAAAAGAAACAAAGAAUAAAGAAUCAAAAAAAGAACUAAAAGAAGAAAAUAAAACUCAACUUUUCAAUAAAAAUGACAAUUGGUGUAUUGAAGAUUUCAAUUUACAAUUAUCAACAACUUCAAUUGAGAAAAAUACCGGAUUUCAAGUUGAGAAAAUCAACAAAGAAAAAAAUAAAUUGAAAAAAAAGAAAAAUGUCAAACAAAAACUUGAAUAUUCAGAUGAGGAAUGUGAAAUUGAAAAGAAAUUUAUGAAAAAAACAAAAUCUGAAGGUUUAAAACGAUUAUCACCCGAAAUUAUUGCAAAUCUACCGGAAAAACGUCAAAAAUUAGAUAAAAAUUUAUCUCAACAGAAAAUAAAGGAAAAUAAAACGAAUAAAAAAAAUGAAUUAAAUUCUUCAAUUGAAAAGAAACAAGAAUUUUUGAAAGUGAAAGAAAAAAAUAUGGGAUUUGAAAAUGAAAAACAAAAGAAUAAAGAAAAGCAAUUUGAUUGGAAGCAAAUAAUUGAGAUGCAAUUAAAUAAAAAACAAAAGAAAGAAAAAGCUUCAUUUCAAAUAAAAAAGAAAAAUAAUAAAAAUCUCUUUUUUGAUACAAAACAAGAAAAACUUAUUGCAUUAAAUAUUUCCAAACAAAACAAGGAGAAAAAUGAGAAGCAAAAUAAAAUGAAAAACGACACACUAAUUGGAAAACAAUUACCUCAGGAAAUGAUUAAAAUUAAUUCACAAGAACGCAAGAAACAAAAUCAAGAAUCGAGUUCAAAUACAUUGAAAAGAAAAUUAAAACAAAUCUGCAGUGAAAGACCAAAAAUGAUAUUUAAUCCGAGAAAAUGAAGAUACGACGAAAAAUACGAAUACGAAUUUCAAAAUAAUUGUAUUUUAAUUCCAAUUUGUUUUAGACGUUAAAACUUUGUUUUUUUUAUUAUUAUUAUUUUGUGACUUUUUAAGUAAAAAUAGUUGUAUAAUUGUUAGUUAGUGACUAAAUCGAUUUAAUUGGUUAAAAUAAAUAAUUUUUGCAUUCAUUUAUAAAACAAAAACAAAAACUAUAUUUUUCUAAUACGUUUAAAAUAAAAUGUACAUUUACCAAAUAAAUAAUUUACAUUUUUCUUAGAUAUUAUGUAGUUAACAAAAGUAAAAUGCCUGUAAAAAGAAUUCGUGUUUAAUAAAAAUAUUUAUAGUUA
Messenger RNA from Leptopilina boulardi, 6146 nucleotides. RefSeq names its product myb-like protein X. The record is from RefSeq and is a predicted model, not a curated record. Bases 193 to 5799 code for a protein of 1868 amino acids. The transcript has 4 exons. Lineage: Eukaryota; Metazoa; Arthropoda; Insecta; Hymenoptera; Figitidae.